AGGCCUCUGUCCCAGACAUCGUGUGCCCGUUCUCUGCUCAACCUCUGUCCCAUCCCCUUGCAGUCCUCUCAUCUCUUUCUGACACUCAAACAUGGCGCCCAAGAAACCUGAACCCAAGAAAGAGGAACCGAAGAAGGAGAUGAAACCUAUUGAGCCAGAGGUUCCCAAAGAGCCUGAAUUCGACCCCAAGAAAGUAACUCUUGAAUUCAAUGCCGAUCAGAUUGAAGAUUUCAAGGAGGCAUUCACCCUGUUUGACAGAACACCCACCUCAGAAAUGAAGAUCACUUAUGCCCAGUGUGGUGAUGUCAUGCGUGCUCUAGGUCAGAACCCAACCAAUGCAGAAGUUAUGAAGGUCUUAGGGAGACCCAAACAAGAUGAGAUGAAUACAAAGAUGUUGGACUUCGACACAUUUCUGCCCAUGCACCAACAUAUCUGCAAGGUUAAAGACCAAGGCACAUUUGAGGACUUCGUUGAGGGUCUGAGAGUGUUCGAUAAAGAAGGAAAUGGCACAGUAAUGGGGGCUGAACUUCGCCAUGUCUUAGCUACACUGGGUGAGAAGCUGACAGAGGAUGAGGUAGAGCAGCUGAUGGCUGGACAGGAAGAUGCCAAUGGAUGCAUCAACUAUGAAGCUUUUGUAAAGCACAUCAUGGCUGGCUGAAGAUUGGAAGUGGUUGCUUUUCCAUUUGAUUUCAUUUUUCAGGGCUCCGGCCUCAGACUGAAUCCCUCUCUUUUGACUGACAGGACAGUUACCCAGUGAAAAUGUUCCCUCUUAUAGCCCCUGGUGAUCUUAAACAGCCCUUGAAUCCCAUGGAAUGUUUAAAAUUGUCUUGGUUUCUCUGUAAUCCUGUCAGUAACUAACAUCAAGGAUCUCCUUGUCAUGGCCCAAAUGUAAUUAUUUUCUGUGUAAUAAAAUCAACCUUUCAAAUGG
Molecule: messenger RNA, 928 nt
Organism: Carcharodon carcharias (great white shark)
Lineage: Eukaryota; Metazoa; Chordata; Chondrichthyes; Lamniformes; Lamnidae
Product: myosin light chain 1, cardiac muscle-like
Exons: 7
Coding region: 92-658 (188 amino acids)
Cellular component (GO): myosin II complex
Molecular function (GO): calcium ion binding
Source: RefSeq, a predicted model, not a curated record